Messenger RNA from Anarrhichthys ocellatus (wolf-eel), 1476 nucleotides. RefSeq names its product E3 ubiquitin-protein ligase TRIM21-like. The record is from RefSeq and is a predicted model, not a curated record. The transcript has a single exon. NCBI's taxonomy places the organism in Eukaryota, Metazoa, Chordata, Actinopteri, Perciformes, Anarhichadidae. The coding region runs from base 1 to 1476 and encodes 491 amino acids. Gene Ontology annotation, molecular function: protein binding; zinc ion binding.
AUGUGUCCCAUGUGUAAAAAGGUUUUCAAGACAAGACCUGAGCUGCAGGUCAACACCUUCAUCUCUGAGAUGGUUGUUCAGUUCAGACAGUCAGCUCAACGGAAAACCAGCAGCUCCGAGCAACAAGAGUCCAAACCAGGAGAAGUUCCCUGUGACGUCUGCACUGGACCCAAACUGAAGGCCCUGAAGUCCUGCCUGGUGUGUCUGGCCUCCUACUGUGAGACUCACCUGGAGCCUCAUCUGACAAUGUCAGGCCUGAAAAGACAUCAGCUGAUCGACCCUGUGGAGAACCUGGAAGACAGGAUGUGUACGAAGCACGAUAAACCUCUGGAGCUGUUCUGUAAGACCGACCAGACAUUUGUCUGCACGCUCUGCACCGUUUUAGAUCAUAAGAUGCAUGAGUUUGUUCCUCUGAAAGAAGAAUAUGAAGAAAGGAAGGUCGAGCUGGAGGCUGAGAUUCAGCAGAUGAUCCAGGAGAGACAGUUAAAGAUUAAGAAGAUCAAGCAGUUGGUCAUCAUCAGCAACAAAAACGCAGACAUAGAGAAAGCAGAAGGCUUUCGGGUUUUCACAACUCUGAUGGAGUCUGUUGAGAGAGGCCUCUAUGAGCUCAUUGAGAGAAUUGAAGAGAAGCAGAGAACGACACAGAAACAGGCUGACAACUUUAUCAAAGAGCUGGAACAGGAAAUCUCUGAGCUGAAGAAGAAAAACAUGGAGGUGAAGCAGCUCCCACUCUCUGAAGACCACCUCCAUCUCCUCCAAAGCUUCCCAUCUGUGAAAGCAAUUCAUUCCACCAAGGACUGGACAAAAGUCGGAGUCUGUCCACGAUCAUAUGAUGGGACCGUAGCGAGAGCUGUGGCUCAGCUGAAAGAGACCUUCAGUGAAGUGAUGGAGAGGCUGCUUGAAGAAGAGCUAAAAUGGGUCCAGCAGUUUGCAGUGGAUGUGACUCUUGAUCCUGACACAGCUCAUCCUUAUCUCAUCCUGUCUGCUGAUGAAAAACAAGUGAAUCCUGGUAAAGCAAAGAAAAAUCUCCCAGACAACCCAGAGAGAUUUUCUCUCAAUCCCUGUGUUUUAGGAAAGCAGAGUUUCUCUGCAGGCAGAUUCUACUUUGAGGUUCAGGUUAAUGGAAAGACUGCGUGGGAUUUAGGAGUGGCCAGAGAGUCGAUCAACAGGAAGGGAGACAUCCCACUGAGUCCUGAGGAUGGCUACUGGGCUAUAUGGUUGAGGAAAAGAACCAAGUACAAAGCUUUGAAUGACCCUCCAGUCUCUCUCUUUUUUAAAUUGAAACCCAAGACAGUGGGGGUGUUUGUGGAUUAUGAGGAGGGUCUGGUCUCCUUCUAUGACGUAGAUGCUGCAGCUCUUAUCUACUCCUUCACUGGCUGCUCCUUCAAAGAGAAACUCUACCCAUACUUCAAUCCAGGUCUAAAUGAUGAUGAUAAAAACUCUGCCCCAAUGAUCAUCUCUCGUCAUUCACACUGA